ACAGAUACUGGCUGGCCCAUUUCUUUGUGAUGGCUUCCGGCCUGCUGCUGCUACGCAGCCCCUCCUUCUCCUCCUCCUCCUCCUCCUCGCAGAGCCCCCACACAGAGCCAGCCUGGGAAAGAGAAGCUGGAAAGCAGCAGUAGCUCUAGCCGAUUUCCAUAGCUACGCAGGAGGCGGCAAGGGGACCAAGGCAGACGGGAAAGAGGGAGGGAGCCUCACAGAUGCCCCCCUUUGCCAAGCUAGGCGUCUGUUGUUCUUGGACGCUGGGAUAACAACGCCACCGCUUCGCCUCCUCCAGAAAAUGCUGCACAGGCGUCUCCACAGCAGCUUCCAGGACCAGGGAUGAGCUGAGAAUCAAGAGUGGGAGCCCUCUCUCUUCUCGACAACAGCAUCUUCCCUGGCUGGGCUCCUCUCCUGGCCUCUCCCCCACUCAUGGCCAAGAGCUGACGGGAAGAAGAGAGUAAGUCCCGGUGUUUCCUUCCACUGCCAAACACCAUGAUCCGCAAGAAAGCCUCGGCUCCGAGUCCCCCCGAUGCCAGCCUCCUGCUCAGCGGUGCCAAGGGCUCCUCCGGGGGCCACUUGGGCGAUGCCGGAGCCAUCCGAAACGGGGCCUCCACCGGCAGCUUCGAUGCGGAAGAAGAGGAUACGGUCUACAUUUACAACAGAGACGUAUAUGAUUCUUCCAACAGUCCCAGGGGAAAUUACUUCAGGGAUGGGAAAACGAAGAUUGACUUCGUGCUGGUUUGGGAGGAGAAAGCCCAUCCCUCAAAGAAAAAGCAUGGCAAACAGCUGCACCGUCAGGGAGAGGCAGCAACGGGCUCAAGAGCUGGCUGGGACCAACGCUACGGGCGGCACAAGAGAUGGAAGCGGAAAUUCCUCAAAAAUUUGAGGAACACUGGCCUCUUGAUAGAGAAGGAGGAGAUCCAGAGCGAACACAAGAGCAUCCACUAUCUGAAGCUGAGCACCCCCUGGGAGGUGCUGGUGUAUUACGCCGAGGAGCUCUGCAUGCGAGCACCUCUCCAAGCUCACCCCAAUCCAGACAGAAAUAGUUCCGACCACCUGCUUCGGAAGUUGUGCAUCCCCAACGUCAUGGAUCAGAGGGUGCCUAACAAGCCUGUGGACUACUACACCUGUGCCUUCCGCAAGUCCAAGCUCGACAGGUUCCUGGGCAGUGAUUUGCACAACUCCUACUUCACCAAUACGCAAAGGCAUCGCAUCGUGUAUGAAAUCUUGGCACGGACGAUUUACGGGAAACGGAAGCACGCGGAAAUAGGCAUCGACCGGCUGCUGAACGAAGGAGUCUAUUCCGCCGCUUUCCCGCUGCACGAGGGCCCCUAUGAGCUGCCAGACUACGAGGUGCUAAAUGAAGAACUGAACCCCCGGCAGAUCCUGUACCGUUUUUGGGCCCGCUGGGCUUGCUGGUACAAAUAUCAGCCCCUUGACCACAUCCGGGAAUACUUUGGAGAAAAGGUGGCCAUCUACUUCGCCUGGCUGGGCUUCUACACAGCCUGGCUGAUCCCAUCCGCAGCCAUUGGCAGCUUUGUGUUCCUCGCUGGCCUCUUCACCAUGGACAUGAAUGUGCCGGUGAAAGAGAUCUGCAACAGUGGGGGGGAAUUCCUCAUGUGCCCUCUGUGCGAUACUUGUGGCAACUGGAAUAUCUCCGAGAUCUGCCCCAUGGCAAAGGUUGGUUACCUCUUUGACCAUCCGGGAACGGUUUUCUUCAGCAUCUUCAUGUCCUUCUGGGCUGUGACGUUUCUGGAGUACUGGAAACGGAGAAACGCCACUCUGGCUCACCACUGGGACUGCAUGGACUUCCAAGAGGAAGAGGAACGUCCUCGCCCAGAGUUUGCUGCUAUGGCCCCGUGCCUGGAACAGAACCCCAUCACCGGACUGAAGGAGCCCCAUUUCCCCGAGCACGACCGACUAUCACGAAUCUUGACCGGAUCCAUGGCUAUUGUUAUCAUGCUCUGUGUAGUGAUGAUCUUUUUGGUGUCGGUGAUCAUGUACCGUGGGAUUGUCAGCACCGCAAUGUACCACACCGGGAACCGAGUUCUGAUGACGCAGGCAGGUAACAUUGCGAAUAUCAGCAGCUCCAUGGUGAACUUGGUGCUCAUUCUUCUCAUGAGCCAGGUCUACACCUCCUUGGCCGAUAAACUUACCAGAUGGGAAAUGCACCGGACUCAAACCCAGCACGAGGAUGCCUUCACCUUCAAAGUUUUCAUUUUCCAGUUUGUGAACUUCUAUUCGUCUCCUUUCUAUGUGGCUUUCUUCAAAGGCAGCAGGUUUGUGGGCUACCCUGGUCAAUACGGACAGCUCCUGGGCAUGAGGAACGAAGAUUGCGGUCCCGGCGGAUGCCUCAUUGAAUUGGCCCAGCAGCUGUUCAUCAUCAUGGUUGGGAAGCAGAUCGUCAGCAACAUCCAGGAAUUCUUCGUUCCAAAGCUGAAGGCUUGGCACCAGAAAAGGAAGCUGGCCAAGGUGCGAGGGGGACAGAUCUGCCAGGAGCCCAAACGGUGGGAGGAAGACUACGAACUGAUCGAAUGCGAAGGCCUCUUCGAGGAGUACCUGGAGAUGGUGCUCCAGUUUGGCUUCAUCACCAUUUUUGUAGCGGCUUUCCCACUGGCCCCUCUCUUCGCCCUGCUCAAUAACUGGGUCGAAAUCCGUCUGGACGCCCAGAAAUUUGUCUGCGAGUACCGCCGACCAGUGGCUGAGCGAGCCCAGGACAUCAGCGUUUGGUUCUUCCUCCUUGAGGUCUUGGCCCAAAUCUCCGUCGUUGUCAAUGCCUUUCUCAUCGCCUUCACCUCGGACUUCCUGCCACGGCUCCUCUACCAAUAUGAGUAUGACAGCCACCUCCACGGCUACGUGAACUUCACCUUGGCUUACUCCCCACCCGCUUACGUGCACAGCAACCAUACCAUGUGCAGGUACAAAGCCUUCCGCGAUGCUCAAGGGAACUACACCCUCUUUUAUUGGAAACUUCUGGCCAUUCGCCUGGGCUUCAUCAUCGCCUUUGAGCAUGUCGUCUUCUUCUGCUUGCGCCUGAUUGAUUGGCUGGUGCCAGACAUCCCCGAAUCCCUGGAAGUCAAGAUCAAGAGGGAGCGUUACCUAGCCAAGCAGGCACUGGCUGACAACCAGGAAGCACUGUUGACGACGGUGAGUGACGACUCUUCUCCCACCCCAGCAAGCAGCCUCUUAUCCAGCAGUGUGAAUUAGCAAUACCACGAGUGAGGUCGAAGCAUGGGCACCCGGGGCAUCCACGUUGAUCAGGAAGCGUCUUCUCUCGACAGCGUGAACAAUGCCAGCGGGGACAGGAGGGAGGCCCUUUCCUGCAACAGUCUUUGGAAGACCCAGAAGAUUGGAGUUUUUUCUGUGUUACCUGAGAUUGUCUCUCUCUCUCUCCACUUCUCUCUCUCCACUUCUUUCUCCAUUUCUUUCUUUCUCUUUCUCCCUCUCCCACUCCCUCCUUUUCCACCUUUAUCUCUCUCUCUCCGUCUCUCUCAUUCCCUCUCCCCCUCCCUCCGUCUCUCUCUCCCUCUCCCACUCCCUCCCUCUCCACUCUUUCCCUCUCCCAUUCGCUCUCUCUCCACUCUUUCCCUCUCUCCCUGUCUCUCUCUCCCUCUCUACUUUUUCUCUCCCACUUCCUCCCUCUCUACUCUUUCCCUCUCUCUCCUUGUCUCUCUCCCUCUCCAUUCUCUCCCUCUCACUCUCCCUGUCUCUCCCUCUCCACUCUCUCUCCCUUUCCAACUCCCUCCCUCUCCACUCUUUCCCUCUCUCCCUCUCUCUAUCCCUUUCUCUCUCUCUCCCACUCCCUCCCUCUCUAUCCCUGUCUCUCUCUCGCCACUUUUUCUGUUUCUCUCUCCCCCUCUCCCUCUCCACUCUUUCCCACUCUCCCUGUUUCUCUCUUUUUCCCUCUCCCUCUCCCUCCCUCUCCUCUCUUUCCCUGUCUCUCUCUCCCUCUCCACUCCCACCUUCUCUCUCCAUUUCUCUCUCUCCCUUCCUCCCUCACCCCUCUUCUCUCAGCUUCCCAGGCAAGGGGCUUCGGAGACCACUUCUGGGGCAAACCCACUCAGUCUCUGCUCUGAUUCCCUCCAGCCUUGGGCAAUCCUGUUGCCAAUGGCUUCUUCUCGGCAAUUCAGAUUUCAACCUAUGUCUGCAUCUCACCCCUUCCCAUCAAUACCUAGGCUUGCCUGGAGGGAGGGGAGGGAAACAGUCAAACAUUUGAGUCCCCCAAAAUGAAACUUCAAUCAAACCACCAGAAAUCCUGGUGGAAGGCAAGAGACAUGGGGGACGGGGACGAGGCUGUGGAAUGUGGGAGAUGUGGUGCUUUCCUACCUCCCCUUGUCCCACAGCUGUGGCUGAUGGCUCGGGGAGUGAAAGCCAACAUUCUUUUAGCACGAUUACGGUUCAGUCCUAAUCCCGUCUUUCUAUCUGCCACCACUAUUCAGAGUUGCUACUGUACAGCUUGUUAUCAUCAGGGGGUUUAAUAAAGUCUGGAAAUGAUA
Molecule: messenger RNA, 4499 nt
Organism: Pantherophis guttatus
Lineage: Eukaryota; Metazoa; Chordata; Lepidosauria; Squamata; Colubridae
Product: anoctamin-7-like
Biological process (GO): chloride transmembrane transport
Cellular component (GO): plasma membrane
Molecular function (GO): chloride channel activity; protein dimerization activity
Source: RefSeq, a predicted model, not a curated record